Cucumis melo (muskmelon) is the source of this 981-nucleotide messenger RNA. RefSeq lists its product as uncharacterized. The record is from RefSeq and is a predicted model, not a curated record. NCBI's taxonomy places the organism in Eukaryota, Viridiplantae, Streptophyta, Magnoliopsida, Cucurbitales, Cucurbitaceae. The coding region runs from base 295 to 642 and encodes 115 amino acids. The transcript has 6 exons.
AUUUUUGCAGUGCGUUUGUUCCCCUUUUUUCCCCCACUUUCCUCCCUUCUCAAGUUUUUUUUCCCUUUUUUGUUUGAAAAAUAAUAUUCAUAACAAUAUGAUCUCUCUCUCUCUCUCUCUCUCUCUCUCUCUCUCUCUCUCUCUCUCUCUCUCUCUCUCUUACUCCAUCCUUAUAAAUAUUGGUUCCACACAAAAAUCCUUCAUAUUCCUCAUUGCUAUUAAAAAUAUAUGUGAAAAAGAAAACUCUCCAUCUCUUUAGCUCCCUAUCAAGGUUUUGCGUAAAUUUGUAUAGAAAUGGAAGAGUUCAAUGGUGGGUAUGGAGACAACUUCUGUUCACCUCCUGAUCAACACGAAAUGCCGAAGGGGAAGAAGUACGGAGGGUUGGUGCCGAGGAAGAAGCCCUUGAUUUCAAAGGAUAACGAAAGAGCAUUUUUUGAUUCAGCGGACUGGGCCCUAUGCAAGCAAGGGGCUCCUGGAGGUUACCAAAAAACAAUGGCAAUGGUUGAGACUCUCAGACCCAAAUUACAGAGAACCCAACGGCAACAACUUCCCCACGGCGACCAACUUGCACUUCUAGACAAGACAACCUUGUACCGAUUGAUUCGUUACUAUAAGGUCUAUCCAUUUUUAGACCAAAGAUGAAAACUUAAAUUCUAUCUUUCCACAUUUAACUUUUAUUGGUUUUAGUUUAUGAACUUUUAAAAGGUUUAUUUUGAUCCCAUACUUUAUAAAAAUGAAUAUUUCGGUUCUUUUAUUUAUAAGAGAUUGAAAUAGUCAUUUUUUUAAAGUAUAAAUGUCUAAUGAUCAAAUCUCGUAGAGAGGUUCUUUUAGUGCAUGUCGUCGUUUUCUUAUGUGAUUAGUUGAGUGUAAAUAUGUAAAUGUAAUGUUUAUUUAGUAAUAAAUAGACAAAAAUCUUGUGUAUAUAACAUUUAUUCUUUUGUUAUAAGGUAAAAUAGUAAUUGUACAAAUUCUUUUAUAUAA